Pelodiscus sinensis (Chinese soft-shelled turtle) is the source of this 763-nucleotide messenger RNA. Lineage: Eukaryota; Metazoa; Chordata; Testudines; Trionychidae. The record is from RefSeq and is a predicted model, not a curated record.
ACAAUCCAACGGAUUUUGGCGGGCUUACUUUAGUCUGCUGGGAGAGUUCGGAGAGAAUUGGAUGGAUGAUAUUGCAUUCACUUCACAAUGCUUUUCUGGAUCAAAUCAGCCACUUAUCUUGCCGUCCUUACAUUUAUUUUUCUCAUUGGAAGAAGGUUUUUGGAUGGUUUUACUGUCACUGUACGUGUUGAUCCUGAAAUUGCCUUGGUCGGACAAGGUGUGAUUCUGUCCUGCCACAUCACUGGCCAGCUUCCCACUAAUUAUCAAGUACGUUGGUAUAGAUUGGAAAGGAACAAAAAUACAACGUUAUAUUUUUACAAUAAUCUAUCAAAUGGGACUGAGAUGGUCCGGGCUGGGGACCACCCCAUGAGUGAUGCUCUCAAAGGCUGGUAUGAGAAUGGAGUUGUUACGGUGAGACUCUUUCCUGUGCAAAAAGAAGAUACUGGGAAGUACGUGUGUGAAGUGACAGGUGAUGGUGUCUACAAAGAAGCCGAUACCCAGGUGAUUGUUGCAGACAAAAGGAAGUGGAAUGGAGACAAAAGUCAGCAAAAAGAAGACAAAAGGCAGCAGAAAAUGGGUUUCUUCUGUUUAUUGCUUUAUGUUUAUGUGAUCAUUGAACGUAUUUUUGGAAAAAGCAAAAGUUUCUUAUUUUGUUUAUUGUUCUUUAUUCCUGUGAUCGCUGAAAAUUUCAUUGGAGAAAGCAAACAUUUCUUAUUGCCCAUUAUUCCUUUGACCACUGAAUAUGUUUUUGGAAUAAGCCAAA